This is a messenger RNA of Dichomitus squalens LYAD-421 SS1, 540 nucleotides long. RefSeq lists its product as uncharacterized. The transcript is spliced from 2 exons. The record is from RefSeq and is a predicted model, not a curated record. Bases 1 to 540 code for a protein of 179 amino acids. Lineage: Eukaryota; Fungi; Basidiomycota; Agaricomycetes; Polyporales; Polyporaceae.
AUGUCCAACAACCGCGGCAACGACUGGAACAGCGACCCCAACAACUUCUCCAACACAGGGGGCCCUGAUGCUGGCUUCGGCGGGCAACAGCAACAGACUGGUAGCGACACGUCGACGUUCGGCUCCGACCAGUUUAGUGGUAGUGGCGGCCAGAACCAAGGUCAGGGCAACCUUGACAACAACCUGAGCGGCGGCGGCGGGGGUUUUGACCGCGCCGGCCGCGGCGACACCCUAGGCGACCAGUACCAGACCAGCGCAGGUGCAGGCGACAACUACGGCAGCACUGGCUAUCCCGGUAACACGACCGGCACAGAUUCGUACGGUGCCGGGAACGUGGAUCAGUUCCCUGGCUCUGGCGCGGGUGCGCAGGACACUCAACAAGCCAACCAAUUCUCCCGCUCCAGCGGGGGCGUAGGCGGCGGCGGCGGUCGCGGCUUUGGGGACGGCAAUGACUACGACCAGUCGCAGUACGACCAAGGCGCUGGCACAGGCAACGAGCGUUCUACUGGCCAGAAGAUCAAGGGUGAGUGUCUCACGUAG